Monodelphis domestica (gray short-tailed opossum) is the source of this 1260-nucleotide messenger RNA. RefSeq names its product testis expressed 47 (gene TEX47). Lineage: Eukaryota; Metazoa; Chordata; Mammalia; Didelphimorphia; Didelphidae. The record is from RefSeq and is a predicted model, not a curated record.
ACAGACAUAUGGAAUGGAAUAUAAGCUCGUCUAGCAACACUUUGGGAUGUUGGCAGUUGGAGGUUAGUGAAAGGAUAAUCUGAAUCUAUGAAAAUUAUCUAGAGGAAAGAUGCCUGCCUGAAGGAGUAUGAGACUAAAGACAGAAAUGAGAGUAUAAACAAAGAAAAGAAAAUCUAAAGGAUUCAGGAGAAUUAUGGACAUGAUAAACACUAGACAGAAUCAAACCUGAAACCCUAACUGAGGAGAUAACCUGACAAGAUGAAUGUGCCAACAGGGGCCGUAAGUUUAGGACCUCACAAGUCCAAAACUAAUCUUCAUCAACCUUCUGGAAUAAUAACUCAUAGCCACCAUGGAAAGCACAUUGGUGGAAAGCACGAUCAGAAAAUACUGGUGCCACAGAUCCCACGAAAAAAUUACCUACAAUAUUUAGAAGAGAAACGAAGACUGCAGUUCAAGAAAUUCCUCCUCCACAGAAUAUUUUUUGUGGCCCAAAUAUCAGAAAACGUGGAAAAGAAAAGUAUUACUGAUUACUAUGAGCAGCUCUUUCAAUUCAUACUCAAGAGUCACCUGGGAGAAAGUGUGACUGGGAUUGUCCUUAUCUAUCCUACAACCAUUCUCCAUGUUCUUGAGAGCUCUGUGGGGACCAUUUACAGAAUUCUGACUGACUACGUUUCUCAUGAAACGACUGAACCUGAUUUUUUGCUCCAUGAUCUUAAAAUUUUGGUUGUAUCCCACAACAUCCCAACGAGACUCUUCAUGCAAUGGUACAACUCUGUAAUCAAAGCACCCGUGAUGUAUCUGGAAGAUGUCACCCAGUCACAGUCCAAAGAUGAGGUGGUCACUGAGUGUCUGACCUUGGUACUCAAACUUGGCAUGUACCUUUUAAAAAAUGUGAAAGUGGGCACUAAAGGACCAGGAGAUAACCUUCACAGUCUUGUACCUGAACUUCUACUCCCUGAAGAAAUCAUAAAGUACCUUUGUAGAGCUGAAGGCUUCUUGAGCCCAGCAUUGUUUUUAUCAAUGUAUAACAAGCCCAUUCAUGUGAUAUUGGAUGCAGAAGUUGUGUGGCCCACCUCAACCCCUCUAGGAUGAAAAUGGGUUUCUUUUAGAUUAUUUUAGUUCUCUUCAAGCAUUGCCACAUUGACAUGGUAAAACAAUAUAACUAGGGCAUUUGUGAAUUACUCGAAAUAGAAGAAUAAGCUUACACCAUAGUCAUCUAUCCGCUGAUAUGGGAAAAAUAAAUUCCUGUAACAUUGUAAA